UCAGAUUUAGAAAUUUCUCAUGAACUAUCUGAAAGUUUGGAUAUACAAGAUAAUGGAAUUCAUAAAGGACAGCAUUUGGUUGAGAUAUUGUCAGAUUUGGAAAUUUCUUAUGAACUAUCUGAAAGUUUGGAUGUACAAGAUAAUGGACAGCAUUUGGUUGAGAUAUUGUCAGAUUUGGAAAUUUCUCGUAAACUAUCUGAAAUAAUCUUGCAAAAUCAAUACAAUAAAGGCUCAAAAAAACUUAAUUGUGAUUGGCAACUUAAUCUGUUAUCGGCUAUGGGUUUGAUUCGUAUAACUAGUUUUUGUAAUCAUCACAUUGAGCACCAACUUUCACCGGAUACUAUGAUUUUUGCACCUGUUAAUUGUCAUUUCUCUAAUGAGUGUCAUGAGGAUAUUCGUCAUUUAGUAGUCAAUAGUCGAUGCGAUUUAUCAACAAUACGAUCUCUUGUCUCUGCCAAAUAUUCUGAUCAGCUUUUCUUAACAUGUGAUCUAGCGAAUAUUGUGACACAACUGCGGCGGGAACAUCAUAUAGAAGGAAAUGAUGCAUCUAGACUUCUAACCCUACUUUAUGAAUACAAAGAGGCAGAUCCGAAUUGGUAUAUUAAACCUUUAAUUGAUCCUGUUAGCAGUCGACUUCGUGGGAUUUUUUGGAUGGAUCCAGGACAACGAGAAAGAUGGAUCCGAUUUUGCGAUAUAAUUAUUCAGGAUAAUACAGCACAAACAAAUCAUUACAAUUUUCCUUUGUGCCUUUUUGUUUUAAUUAAUAACUACAAUAAGACCAGGAUUGCUGUACAGGCUUUAAUGCCUGAUGAGACAAUCGAAUCAUUUCAAUGGGUAAUGCAGCAACUAGAGGAUGCAACUGGAAUUUUACCAAGAGUACUGAUAACGGAUGAAGAUCUUUCUAUGAAACAUGUAGUUAAACGUGUAGAAAAAAAGAUUUGCUUUAAUAAAACAAUGAGUCUUGCAAAACAAGUGAUUGCACUACAAGGUGAUAAUGAAAAUGAUUAUGAAUUGGACAUUUUUUUAAAGGAUUAUAUCGAAAAAAAGCAACAUGAAUGUGAAAAAGAAACACGAGAAAGAGAACUUCGAAUUUUAAGGGAGCAUUAUAAUGCAGGAGAGGUUGUCGCUGUACAAAUAAAUAAUGAACUAGUUUCUAUUGAAAAAGUUUCAAAUCCUGCAUACCAU
Messenger RNA from Racocetra fulgida, 1185 nucleotides. The record is from the annotation of a GenBank genome assembly. Lineage: Eukaryota; Fungi; Glomeromycota; Glomeromycetes; Diversisporales; Gigasporaceae.